UAUUCUUUGCUCAAUCGAACCCUCGUUUUAGCUCGCUCGCUCGCUCGCUCUCUCUACUCUCUAAUUUCUGAUUCCUUUACGAAAGCUCCAACUCUGCACUUUUCUCCUUCCAUUGACAAAUCUCGCUCGCUGAGCUCUGCACACACAGCUAAGUGAAAAGAAGCUUCUCUUUAUAGAGAGAAUAAUUAUAUUUAUUCUUCUAUUCCCAAAUGAGUGACUCCACUGAGGACGCCAAGCACAUCGAGAAGCUCUACGAAUUCGGCGAGAGACUCAAUGAGUCCAAGGACAAGUCUCAGAAUGUGAAGGAUUACCAGGGGAUUAUAGAUGCGGCUAGGACGAGCGUGAAGGCGAAGCAAUUGGCGGCUCAGCUGAUUCCAAGGUUCUUCAAGUUCUUCCCUGAUCUCUCCAGCCAGGCAGUCGAUGCCCAUCUUGAUUUGAUCGAGGAAGAAGAGCUUGGGGUACGGGUGCAAGCAAUUAGGGGGCUGCCACUAUUCUGCAAGGAUACACCAGAAUAUCUUUCCAAAAUCAUUGACAUUCUUGUGCAGCUCCUUGUAGCUGAGGAAAUUGUGGAGCGUGAUGCUGUGCAUAAAGCUCUUAUGUCUUUGCUGAGGCAGGAUGUGAAAGCCUCUUUAACUGCCUUAUUUAAGCAUAUUGGGACUACAGAUGAACAAGGUCCAGAAGACGUACGUGAGAAAGUUUUAGGCUUUAUAAGAGAUAAGGUUUUCCCUCUCAAGGCUGAACUUUUGAGGCCGCGAGAGGAAAUGGAACGGCACAUAACUGAUUUGAUUAAAAAGGGCCUAGAAGAUGUAACUGCAGCAGAAUUCAGAAUGUUCAUGGACUUCCUAAGAAGUUUGAGCAUAUUUGGAGAUAAAGCACCCCCAGAACGGAUGAAAGAACUUAUUGAAAUUAUUGAAGGACAGGCUGAUUUAGAUGCACAAUUCAAUGUUUCGGAUGGAGAGCAUAUUGACAGGUUGAUAUCAUGCCUUUACAUGGCGCUUCCAUUUUUCCUUAGGGGUGCAUCAGGCAGCAAGUUUCUGAACUAUUUGAACAAGCAUAUUAUACCUGUUUUUGACAAGCUUCCUGAGGAACGAAAGCUUGACUUACUCAAAGCAGUUGCAGAAAUUUCGCCUUACACUCUGCCACAGGAUUCACGCCAGAUUCUUCCUUCUAUUGUUCAGUUGUUGAAGAAUUACAUGCCUCGGAGGAAGACUGGAGAAGAGAUGAACUUCACUUAUGUUGAAUGCUUGUUAUAUGCAUUUCACCAUUUAGCUCAUAAGGCUCCCAAUGCCACAAACAGCUUAUGUGGUUACAAGAUAGUUACUGGGCAGCCAUCAGAUAGGCUUGGAGAGGACUUCUCUGAGUUGUAUAAGGAUUUUACUGAGAGGUUGAGUAAUGUAGAAGAGCUAACUAGGGCUACCAUGAAAAAAUUAACUCAGGGAAUGGCUGAACACAACAAAGCAAUGGCAGCUGCAAAGUCGGAUGAGGCAAAGGAUAACAUAAAAACUCAGAAACAGAAUACUACAACUGGAUUGCGAACUUGCAAUAACAUUUUGGCAAUGACAAAGCCAUUGCAUUCGAAGACACCAUCGUUUAUUGGAGAUAAGAGUAUCAAUCCAUCUUGGAAAGAAGCAGCAAAACCUUCUGUUGGUUCCACCACUACAGCAACUGGAGGGAAACGGCCUGUUAAUGCUGCUAAUGGGUCUGGCAACACAGCGAAAAAGGGCCGAGGUGCUGGUGGCUUACAGAACCAACUAGUCAACAGGGCAUUGGAAGGUAUAUCUCAUGGAGGGAGGGGUGGCACAAGGGGCAGGGGCAGGGGUUGGGGUGGACGUGGAAGAGGAAGAGGCUAUAGGUAAACUUUGAUGCAUAUGUGCAAAGAGCACAACCAGAAUCUGGAGGAGCAUUAUCUUGUACCAGAGGGAUGCAGGUGGGAAUCGAUUAUGUAUUAAGAAAAAUUCUUUUCUGUUGGAAUGAGAUUUCAUACAUGAGGGGACCGACACAUUUUGGGAUUUGUCGUGGACGCUAACAAUCUUUAUUUUUAUGGAGUUUCUCAGUUUGUAGUCUUUAGAUUGGCCAGUGAUUAGGGCCUUGUGUUCCCAAUCUGAAACCAAUUUAUGAGCUAAUCCAAGCUGUAUUCCUGGGCUAAA
Molecule: messenger RNA, 2147 nt
Organism: Manihot esculenta (cassava)
Lineage: Eukaryota; Viridiplantae; Streptophyta; Magnoliopsida; Malpighiales; Euphorbiaceae
Product: apoptosis inhibitor 5-like protein API5
Exons: 17
Coding region: 210-1856 (548 amino acids)
Biological process (GO): regulation of programmed cell death
Cellular component (GO): nucleus
Molecular function (GO): mRNA binding
Source: RefSeq, a predicted model, not a curated record